This is a messenger RNA of Alnus glutinosa, 1399 nucleotides long. RefSeq names its product transcription factor bHLH93-like. Gene Ontology annotation, cellular component: nucleus. Gene Ontology annotation, molecular function: sequence-specific DNA binding; protein dimerization activity; DNA-binding transcription factor activity. Lineage: Eukaryota; Viridiplantae; Streptophyta; Magnoliopsida; Fagales; Betulaceae. Gene Ontology annotation, biological process: regulation of DNA-templated transcription. The transcript is spliced from 4 exons. The coding region runs from base 99 to 1070 and encodes 323 amino acids. The record is from RefSeq and is a predicted model, not a curated record.
UGUUAUUAAAACCUUUCUUUGGAUGAAGAACAUCUUCGCUUCCACCACUUUAUGAGAGAGAGACAGAGAGAGAGAGAGAGAGAGACAGAGAGAGAGAGAUGGAGCUCACUCAACAUGGUUUCUUGGAGGAGUUACUGGCUCCUAGAAGAGACAACACUUGGAACACUUUUCCUAAUGGAGUGAACGAGUUCUUCCCUAGUGGGUGGAACUUCGAUUCUUUGGAAGAGAACCCAAAUCCUCCAUUUGUAGGAUACUCCACACCCUUUGACUGCCCUUUCAGUGGCCAAGCCUACCCUUUUCUUGAUGGAUUCACAGAGAUUGAAACACCAUACACCAAGAACGACAAGCCACCAUUUCCAUCCCAAGAGGAUUACCCAUCGAUGGUGGAGGAUGAAGACCUCGGUUUUCUUGGCAGUGAAAAUCAAAGCAUGGAAGAGAACAAUAAUGGCUGCAAAGUUGAGAUGGAACAAGCUGCUGAUGAUAUCCCAUCUGCUUUCAACAUGGUGGGUUUGUGUGGGGAGAAAAGAAGUAAGGCCAAGAAGUUGGAAGGGCAGCCCUCUAAGAAUCUUAUGGCAGAAAGAAGGCGAAGGAAGCGCUUAAAUGACCGACUUUCUAUGCUCAGAUCAAUAGUCCCUAAGAUAAGCAAGAUGGACAGAACAUCUAUACUUGGAGACGCCAUAGAUUAUAUGAAAGAGCUUCUGGAAAGAAUCAAUAAACUGAAAGCAGAAAACAUGGAAGAUGGUACAGAUCAGAUUGACUUAAUGCGCUCCAAGGAGCUAAAGCCAAACGAAGUGUUGGUGAGAAAUUCCCCCAAGUUUAAUGUGGAGAGGAGGGACAUGGAUACCCGGAUCGGGAUAUGCUGUGCGGCUAAACCAGGAUUGUUGCUAUCAACAGUGAACACUUUAGAAGCACUAGGCCUUGAGAUUCAACAGUGUGUUAUAAGCUGCUUCAAUGAUUUUUCAGUGCAUGCUUCUUGUUCUGAGGGAGCUCAGGAGCGAGCAUUGAUAAGUUCUGAAGACAUAAAGCAAGCAUUGUUUAGAAAUGCAGGUUAUGGAGGAAGAUGUUUGUAGAAGAAAAGGAUGAGAAGAGAAUGUGGGGGUACUUGAAAGGGCUUGAAGAGAUAAAAGGAGUCAUGCGAGCAUCGGAUUUCAUGGAAACAAUCUUAAGUUGCUCUUCUUCAAGGAAUUUUGCAAGUGAGAAGUUGUAAUAAUAUUCUCUUUGAAUAAGUGUUGCUCAUUCAUCAGGUCCAUCUCACAGCCUAUUAUGUAUUGUCCAGUACUGCUUCUUUUCUUUUCUUUUUUUCUUUUCUUUUUUUGUCAAUUUUAAGGAUAUUUGUUCCUAGUCUAACUCAAUUGAUAUACAAAUAAAUAAAUAAUAAAAGAAGAAGUUUGUCAAAAAA